UUUUAGUACAAGAAAAUGACAAGUAUGAUCGUGAAGACAACGCCGGAGCUCUUCAAAGGUAAUGGAGUGUACCGUACGGAUCAUCUUGGCGAUAACCGUUCGGUUAAUCGAUCUAACCGGCUAGGCGAUGGCGGACCAAGCUGUUUCCCUAAAACCGGUACUAUCCACUGCCAACGGUUAACCAUAACAAAGACCGGUUUACAUCGUGGGACAAAGGCUCGAGCCAUCCUUAGCCCUGUGACGGACCCUGCCGCUUCCAUAACUCAUAAGCGAGUGUUCACUUUCGGCAAAGGAAGAAGCGAGGGCAACAAGGGCAUGAAGUCCUUGUUGGGAGGGAAAGGAGCAAAUCUUGCGGAGAUGGCGAGCAUAGGCUUGUCGGUGCCGCCGGGGCUAACCAUUUCUACAGAGGCUUGUCAGCAGUAUCAGAUCGCCGGCAAGAAGCUUCCACAAGGUUUAUGGGAUGAGAUUCUUGAAGGUCUUAGCUUCAUUGAACGUGACAUUGGAGCUUCUCUCGCCGAUCCUAACAAGCCUCUCCUUCUCUCUGUUCGCUCCGGCGCCGCCAUCUCAAUGCCUGGUAUGAUGGAUACUGUACUAAACCUUGGAUUAAACGACCAAGUCGUUGUAGGCUUGGCCGCAAAAAGCGGAGAGCGUUUCGCUUACGAUUCUUUCAGGCGUUUUCUUGAUAUGUUUGGUGAUGUUGUGAUGGGGAUUCCACAUGCCAAGUUUGAAGAGAAGCUAGAGAGAAUGAAAGAGAGUAAAGGAGUUAAAAACGACACUGAAUUAAGCGCGGCUGACCUCAAAGAAUUGGUUGAGCAGUACAAGAGUGUUUACGUACAGGUCAAGGGUCAAGAGUUUCCUUCAGAUCCUAAAAAGCAAUUGGAGCUAGCGAUUGAAGCGGUUUUCGAUUCUUGGGAUAGUCCGAGAGCGAAUAAGUACAGAAGCAUUAACCAGAUUACCGGAUUGAAAGGGACCGCGGUUAACAUUCAGUGUAUGGUGUUUGGAAACAUGGGAGACACUUCAGGGACUGGUGUUCUCUUUACUAGGAACCCUAGCACCGGAGAAAAUAAGCUCUACGGCGAGUUUCUAGUCAAUGCUCAGGGAGAGGAUGUGGUUGCAGGGAUAAGAACACCUGAAGAUUUAGACACAAUGAAGAGAGUAAUGCCUCAAGCUUACGCUGAACUUGUAGAGAACUGCAACAUCUUAGAGAGGCAUUACAAAGACAUGAUGGAUAUCGAAUUCACGGUACAAGAGGAGAGAUUGUGGAUGCUGCAAUGUAGAGCCGGUAAGCGAACUGGUAAAGGAGCGGUGAAGAUAGCAGUUGAUAUGGUAAGCGAAGGGCUUGUAGAUAAAUCUUCUGCAAUCAAAAUGGUGGAGCCUCAACAUCUUGAUCAACUACUUCACCCUCAGUUUCAUGAUCCGGCGGGGUACCGUGAGAAAGUGGUGGCGAAAGGCUUACCGGCGUCACCAGGAGCUGCGGUUGGACAGGUUGUGUUCACGGCGGAGGAAGCCGAAGCUUGGCAUUCUCAGGGCAAAACAGUGAUUCUGGUUCGAACAGAGACAAGCCCUGACGAUGUGGGAGGGAUGCAUGCAGCAGAAGGUAUAUUGACGGCGAGAGGUGGAAUGACGUCACACGCGGCGGUUGUGGCUCGUGGUUGGGGCAAAUGCUGCAUUGCUGGUUGCUCCGAGCUUCGUGUCGACGAGAACAAUAAGGUUCUAUUGAUUGGAGAUUUGACGAUAAACGAAGGUGAAUGGAUUUCGAUGAAUGGAUCAACCGGUGAGGUUAUAUUGGGGAAACAAGCACUGGCUCCUCCGGCGUUGAGUCCAGAUCUAGAGACCUUCAUGUCUUGGGCUGAUUCAAUCAGACGUCUCAAGGUUAUGGCGAAUGCGGAUACCCCUGAAGACGCGACUGCAGCUAGGAAAAACGGAGCUCAAGGGAUCGGGCUUUGCAGGACCGAGCAUAUGGUAACUCCUCUGUUCUUGAUCUCAUGUUUUUGUUCUGUUUUUGUAGUCCAAAUGUUUCAUGUUUUCUUUGGUUUGGUUGUUAAGUUCUUUGGUGCAGAUAGGAUUAAAGCAGUGAGAAAGAUGAUAAUGGCGGUAACAACAGAGCAAAGGAAAGCUUCUCUAGACGUAUUGCUUCCUUACCAACGUUCAGAUUUCGAAGGGAUCUUCCGCGCAAUGGAUGGUUUACCAGUAACAAUCCGUUUGUUAGACCCUCCGCUUCACGAGUUUCUCCCGGAAGGCGAUUUGGACAACAUUGUACAUGAGCUAGCUGAAGAAACAGGCGUGAAAGAAGACGAAGUCUUGUCGCGAAUAGAGAAACUCUCUGAAGUGAAUCCAAUGCUCGGUUUCCGCGGUUGCAGGCUUGGAAUAUCAUACCCGGAGCUAACAGAAAUGCAAGCGCGUGCGAUUUUUGAAGCAGCAGCGUCAAUGCACGCACAAGGCGUUACUGUUAUUCCUGAGAUUAUGGUUCCACUCGUAGGAACUCCUCAGGAAUUGGGUCAUCAAGUUGAUGUAAUCCGUAAAGUUGCAAAGAAAGUAUUUACUGAGAAGGGUCAUACCGUGAGCUACAAGGUCGGGACUAUGAUCGAGAUCCCUCGAGCCGCACUCAUUGCUGAUGAGAUCGCGGAAGAAGCUGAGUUUUUCUCGUUUGGAACAAACGACUUGACACAGAUGACGUUUGGAUACAGUAGAGAUGAUGUUGGCAAGUUUCUACCGAUUUACCUCGCCAAAGGGAUUCUACAGAACGAUCCUUUCGAGGUUCUUGAUCAGAAGGGUGUAGGGCAAUUGAUCAAGAUGGCAACAGAAAAAGGACGAGCGGCUAGACCUAACCUCAAGGUUGGGGUGUGUGGAGAACAUGGAGGAGAUCCAUCAUCUGUAGGAUUCUUUGCUGCAGUAGGACUUGACUAUGUCUCUUGUUCACCUUUCAGGGUUCCAAUUGCAAGGCUUGCAGCUGCUCAAGUUGUUGCAUGAUGAAAACUUGGUGGCAUUGUUCUGUGAAUAAUACAUAAAAGCUUUGGCUUCUGAUUCAUUGUUCCAUAAAAAUGAACAAAUCAAAGAAAUUGGAGUUAACUCCUUUUUUCCUUAGUGAAAGUAGAAUAUAAAACUUUCAUAUGAUUAUUGAAUUGCUAAUAAAAGAAUGAGCAUUGUUGUGCAUUGUUGGGA
Capsella rubella is the source of this 3162-nucleotide messenger RNA. RefSeq names its product pyruvate, phosphate dikinase 1, chloroplastic. The record is from RefSeq and is a predicted model, not a curated record. Gene Ontology annotation, biological process: phosphorylation; pyruvate metabolic process. NCBI's taxonomy places the organism in Eukaryota, Viridiplantae, Streptophyta, Magnoliopsida, Brassicales, Brassicaceae. The transcript has 17 exons. Gene Ontology annotation, molecular function: pyruvate, phosphate dikinase activity; ATP binding; kinase activity. The coding region runs from base 16 to 2970 and encodes 984 amino acids.